AUGACGUCUGAAAUACGAGAACGCCUUAAAAGAAUAAUGGAGCGUACUUCUCGGGAUUUAAAGGAGUUAGAAAAUAAAAAACAGUUGCAAAACCAAAGCUCACAAAUUACUCGUAAUAAAAAUACACAUUAUGCAGGUGAUGGUUAUAAAGAAAACAGCUUGCGCACGCCUUCAACAAUAAAUGCGCGUGCAAGUCAUUCAGUUCCAACUAAGUUGUUAGAAAAUAUGAGUAUGAUGAGGUCACCGUUAAUUCCUGAAGUUGUUGAGCACAAUUUACCGGAGCAAUCGGUUGCUACAAUGACAUGUGUAACACCGUCUACUUUUGACCAAAAUACUUCAAAUUCAUGUAACAAAUUUGCUCAUGAAAAUGCUCGUCAACAGUAUGAAGCUUCAAAUGUUAGUAGGACACCUUGCACUUCCAACGAGAAAUUGACGCCUCAAGCUCCUAAGCAAGAUAUGCUAUCGAAAUCAGAUUCUUCAGAUGCUAAUAAAUCUUGCACUUCCACUCAAAGUAAUGCGAGACUGAAAAGUUCUAAUAAUAGUAGUAUUUCAAGGCCUGUUAUCACCACAUCUCAAUGUCCUAAGGAAGUUGAAAAAGUCCAAGACUCCACUGCGAAAAGCAAUAUUAUGGAUAUCAAAUCAACAGAAAGAGAUAUGCUGAGACGACGGGCUAGUGUUCAUGUGCGUAUAAUGGAGCAGCCAGGAAGCUCACGUAAAGAGGUUACAGUUAAACAACAUCCGCGUUCACAUUCCUCUUCAUCAUUCUCCCAUGAUCGUUGCAUUAUUGUACGAAAUCGUUCAUAUCCAAUCAUCGAUUUAUUGGGUAGAGGAGGUUCGAGCAAGGUUUACCAAGUACUAGAUCGAAAGUACAAACGACUACUUGCAAUAAAGUGUGUUGAUUUAUUGGAGGCGGACAAUGAUGUACGCAAUGCUUAUAUAAACGAAAUUAAGUUGCUUAAAAGUUUAAGCGAUUCUGGUUGCGUUGUGGAAAUGCUUGACUUUGAGCUACGUGGUAACGUUCUGUAUGUAGUUAUGGAAAAAGGUGACACUGAUUUGGCAACGUUUUUGAAGACUAGGAGGAGUCAAAUCGAUGAUUUAUUCAUUAGAUUCUAUUGGAGUGAAAUGUUAAAAUGCGUGCGUACCAUACAUGAAAAAGGGAUUGUGCAUUCGGAUUUGAAACCAGCUAAUUUCCUCCUAGUUGGCGGAAAUUUGAAAUUAAUUGAUUUUGGGAUCGCAUCAGCCAUUCCAACGAAUAAAACAUCAGUGAUAAAGGACACACAGAUGGGAACACUAUCUUAUAUGCCACCAGAAGCAAUCGCUUCCAGUUCUUCUUCGGAGAGCGGGAACGAAAAAUAUAGAGUUCGUAAAAAGGCUGAUGUGUGGGCGUUAGGAUGUAUAUUGUUUAACAUGGUUUAUGGAUUCACCCCUUACCAAAUGUGGACUAAUCCAGCUCAGAAAAUGCAUGCCAUUUUACAUAAGCCUAUUGUUUUUGGUGAGAUCGAAGAUACUGAUCUGUUAGAUGUGCUGAAGCGAUGCUUAGAACGCAAUCCCGACCAACGAGCAACUGUUGAGGAGUUACAAAAUCAUCCGUAUUUGACAAGGAAAUUGCAUGAAGAUAAUGAUGAGUUCCCACAAAAUGAUAGCUAUUUUGUCGAAAUGGCGGAGGAUUUGAGGAACUGUACACCACGAACUUCAUCACGGAAGCUCCGCCAGUUGAUACUGCAUAGCGGCGCUGUAUCCAAAAAAAUUGAUAAAUGA
Molecule: messenger RNA, 1758 nt
Organism: Thelazia callipaeda (thelaziosis nematode)
Lineage: Eukaryota; Metazoa; Nematoda; Chromadorea; Rhabditida; Thelaziidae
Source: the annotation of a GenBank genome assembly